Molecule: messenger RNA, 1029 nt
Organism: Eucalyptus grandis
Lineage: Eukaryota; Viridiplantae; Streptophyta; Magnoliopsida; Myrtales; Myrtaceae
Exons: 5
Coding region: 328-843 (171 amino acids)
Biological process (GO): maturation of SSU-rRNA from tricistronic rRNA transcript (SSU-rRNA, 5.8S rRNA, LSU-rRNA)
Cellular component (GO): nucleolus
Source: RefSeq, a predicted model, not a curated record
GAUUCAGCAAGCUUGCUAGGUCGAACUUAGAAGCACAGAGCCGCGGAAGGGAUAAAGCGGAAAGGCGAUCCGGCGGAGCCCCAGUCGAUCAGCGAUUCCUCGAGGGCGACCAGUCACCGGAGUCCUCCGCCGCCGCCAGACGCCGUCGACGGCGCUGUUUGACAGCACCUUCAGCGCCGUCCGCAUCCGAUAGCCCCAGCCGAGGCGAGGUUCGUGGAGAAAGGUGAAGCCUUUUUCGGCUUCGUGCGGAAGCGGGCCUGAUUCGUCGACUGCCGACUUACCUGUUUUCCAGAGAUAGAGCUUGCCGGCGCGAAGCUGCAGAGGAAAAUGGCGAAGAAGAAACAACCGAACAGCGGGAAGGGGGAGACGGGUCCUGAAUUGGACAUCAGGACGAUCAGGAGGGAUGUCGAGUUCCUGGGAUCAUCUCGUAUGACAUGGAAAGAGAGGAAGGAGCUAGAGAAUAAAAAGGUGGUUUCCUUAGGUGGUAAGGCACCUAAGAAGCAGCGACUGCCUCUGAGUGUGGCUCGACCCAUGAUGAAGAACCAGAAGAAAAGAGAAGAGAAAAUGUGGCAAGAGAAUAUGAUCCUUCAACGAUUUGGGGGGAAGUCUAGUAGUUGGAGCAGCGCAGGGAGGCCGGAGGAUAGGCGCAAGCCCGAGGACAGAGUAUUGAAGUCGAUUGAUGGUCAUUUCAAGAAAGGGGUCCUCAAUGUGAAGCAUUUACUACAACCGACCCCAUCCGGAGACGGUGAGAACAAUAAGAGGAAGAGUUUCGGCGGGAAAGGCAAGAAGAAAGCUGGGAAGAAGUCCGGAGGAAAGAAGCGCGGCGGUAAGAAGCGCCACUAAUCGGCAGCCUGCUGAAUUUUCCGUUCCUUGUGCAACAGAACACAUGGAUGCUGACCAAUUUUGCUCUGGAUGAUAUACUGAUGUAUCAAGUUUUUAUAUAUAUAUUUUGUAGUUGUGUUCCUUGGAACUUCUUUCCCUUCGGGUUAGGUCCUAUCCUUCCUCAAACCAGGAAAAGAAUUGAGACGA